Molecule: messenger RNA, 600 nt
Organism: Huiozyma naganishii CBS 8797
Lineage: Eukaryota; Fungi; Ascomycota; Saccharomycetes; Saccharomycetales; Saccharomycetaceae
Gene: ARL3
Product: Arf family GTPase ARL3
Exons: 1
Coding region: 1-600 (199 amino acids)
Biological process (GO): intracellular protein transport; protein localization to organelle; Golgi to plasma membrane protein transport
Cellular component (GO): Golgi apparatus
Molecular function (GO): GTP binding; GTPase activity
Source: RefSeq, a predicted model, not a curated record
AUGUUCCACUUGGCGAAGGGGCUGUACCACAAUUGGACUCGCAGGGAACAGUACUCCGUGCUGAUUCUUGGGCUGGACAACGCGGGGAAGACGACGUACUUGGAGACUCUGAAGAGGACGUACAGUUUGCACUCGAAACCGCUCGAUAAGAUUGUCCCGACCGUCGGGCAGAACGUCGCGAUGAUCCCCGUGGACAAUGGGCGCAAAGUGCUCAAGUUCUGGGAUGUUGGAGGACAGGAGGCCCUCCGGAACAUGUGGUCCGAGUACUACUCGCAGUGCCACGCCAUCGUGUUCGUCGUCGACAGCACGGAUAGCUCCAGAAUAGACGAGUGGGAGCGCACGCUCACGUCCAUCAUGAUGGAUGACGACGUGGAGGGUGUCCCCGUGCUCAUGCUCGCCAACAAGCAGGACCGACCGGACAGGAUCGAAAUCCAGGACAUAAAGGAGAUCUUCAACCAGAUCGCAGAACACCUCAGCGCAAGGGACAGCAGGGUGCUCCCCGUCAGCGCACUCAACGGCGACGGGAUCAAGGACUCCAUGGAGUGGCUCACAGUGAGGCUGGACAGGAACAAAAAGGGCAGACCGCCAAUCCUCAAGUAA